AUGUCAAAUGAUUUAUUUCUUUCAUUAUUUAGAAAUGAAUUAAUAAAUAAUAAAAUUUUUAAAGAGAUUAAAGAAAUUAAUAAACAAAAUAAAUUUACAACUUAUAAUUUCUAUGAUUUUCCAAUAACAUCAAUUAUUAAAACUAAAAAUGAAAUUAUGUUAAAUCAAAGAUUAGAUUUAUUUAUUAAAUAUAUGGAUUCAAAUGAUAUUGAAAAUGAUAAAUCAUUUAAUUAUUAUAUUGAUUUCAAUGGUGAUAAUUAUAUUCAAUUAUUAAAUUGGACCAAUUUAUCAAUAAACACAUUUAGAAAAUAUUAUCAAUUAUUUAAAAAUGAAAUUUUAUCAAUUAAAUUCAAUAGUUUCUUUUUUGAAAAAAAUCGAAAUUUGAUAUUCAAAAAUUCAAAUAUUGAAAUAUUAUCAUUUCUAAAACAACAAUUUAUUGAAAAUAAAAACUAUGAAUUGAAUCCAACCGAUGAAAAUUACGCAUUUGGUAAAUAUGAUACAUUCAUAGUAUAUUGUGAAAUCUUUUUAUUGGAUAGAAAAACGCCAUGUACCUCAAUUGAAUUUCAAACAUUUUUGAAAUUAUUUAAUGGUUUAAAAAUUUCAAAAAUUCAAUUCACAAUGUGGUUAGAAAAGAUUGAAAAUAAAAUACCAAAUAAAUCUUUAAAUUUAGAUUAUUUCUUUUCAUCAUCAUUAUUUUUCAAUUCAAAUAAAUCAAUUAUUAAUAUUGAAGAAAUUCAACUACUACCGCCAUCACUAUCAUCACCAUCAUCACCACCACCAUUAGAUUCAAUUGAAUUAGUUAUUGAUUUCUUUAUUAAUUCAAUUAAUAGAAUAAAUAAAGAAAUUAUAUCAUUACCAAUAAUUAAUAAACAAGUUUUAGAAGAAAUUAAAAAUAAACCAACAUUAUUUUUUAAUUUAAUUAAUAAAAUUUUAGAAUCAAAUGAUUUAAUAUUAAUGAAAUUAUUUUUAAAUUUAUUUAAUAUUAAUGAAACUAGUAAAGUAGAAUCAAAUAGACCAAAUUUAAUAAUUGAAAUUUAUGGUAUUAAAAUUUUAGAUAGCACAUUUAUUAAAUUAUUUUCACAAGUUAAUUGCUUUUUAUUAUUUAGUGUUAUUAAUAUGUUUGAAUUAUUUCUAAUGGUAGUUAAAACAAAAUCAAAUAAAUUUUUAAAUAAUUUAAAUAAUGGUGCUGGUGGUGGUGGUGAAAAUUUAGUUUCAUUUAAAAUUAAUUGUCCAAAGAUUGCUAGAUUUUUAAUUGAAAAUUUUAAAAACAAUAGUAUUAAAAAUAAUAAUAUUACAAAGAGUUGUCCAUUACAAUUCACAGAUUCAACAUUAGCAAUUAAAGAAAAUGAAAUAUUUUUCAUUGAAUCAAAAUCAAUUUUAUUAUUAGAUUCUUUUAAAGAAACACUUUCAAAUGAAAUUUUAAUUAAAUUCUUUAGAAAUAGAUGGAUUGUAAAACCAAAUUUAAUGACAAUUGAUUUCUUUGGUGGUGAUUUAGAAAUGGUUAAAACUUAUUUAGAAAAUUGUGAAAAAAGAAUCAUUUUUUCAGAAUUAAUUAUAAAUUCAUUUAAAAAACGAUUUUAUAAUGUUACUGAUUAUUUAUUAACUCAAGCAUUGGUACCAACACUUGAAAAUCCUGUAAAUCGAUUUACAAUUUUAAAAUUUUUAAAAUCUCAAGGAAAUGAUCAUAAUGAUGAUGACAAAGUAAUUGAACAAUCUUCAAAUUUAAUUAAAAAAAUUCUAAAUUCAUUUAGAAUUGAUGAUUUUAUUUCUGAACCUAAAAUAAAUGAUAAUUUUGAUUUUCCAGAAACUAAAUAUCAAUUUAUUUAUGAUUUAGUUAAAGCAUUACCAAAUAAUCCAACCCAAAGAAAUGUUUUUUUAACAAAUUUAGUUGGUGGAAUUAAUGAUGAAACUGGUUCAUCAUCUAAUUUUCAAUAUUAUAUUGAACUAAUAAUGAAUGAAUUUAACUCACUAAUUUAUAACAAUUUAAUUGAUUAUAAAAGUUUUGAUAAAUAUAAAUAUUUAUAUGGAUAUGUUAAAUCAAGAUUUCAAAUUUUAAAUUUACAAUUCACAGGUAUAUUUAAAUUAGAUUUACAACAAUUAAUUGAUACUGGAAAUUUAGAUAAUAUUAAACUAUUUUCAAAUUAUGAUAUUUUAAUAAUUCUUAAAAUUUCAUUAAAGGAACAUUUCUUCUCAAUCAUUGGUUCAAUUAUUAAAAUUUUAGAAAAAAGAAUUUUUAGUUUUGGUAAAAAUAAUAAAUUUCAAUUAAAGAAAAGAAUUAUUUAUGAUUGUUUUAAAUUAAAGUCUUAUUCAAUUCCAUCAAAUAAAAGUAUAUUUAUUAGUGAAAAAAAUAAUAAUAUAAAAUCAUUAUUAUUUUUAAUUGAAAUUGGAUUUUUAAAAUCAAGUUGUUAUACUACAUCAAUAAUUUAUAAUAGAAAUAGAAAUAAUAAUGAUAGUAAUAAUGGUAAAUUAUCAAUAUUUGAAAAACAAUCAAAAAGAGUUAUAGGUGACACAUUUAGUUUAGAUUUAUAUUAUAUCAUUUAUAAAAGUAUUCAUACUUUAAAUUUAAAAUUAUUGGAAAUAAUAAUUUUGAAAAAUCAAUCACAAUAUUUAAAUAUUCAUUCAAAAUUAUUCACUGAUCAGAAUGAUAAUUAUUAUUUAAAAAAUGUUGAUAAAAUAAUUAACAAUGAAUUAAUUAGAUUUGAUAAAAAAACAAUUGAAUUAAUGAAACCAUUAUUAAAAAUUUUAAAGAAUAAAAUAAAUUAA
This is a messenger RNA of Dictyostelium discoideum AX4, 2763 nucleotides long. RefSeq lists its product as hypothetical. Bases 1 to 2763 code for a protein of 920 amino acids. NCBI's taxonomy places the organism in Eukaryota, Evosea, Eumycetozoa, Dictyosteliales, Dictyosteliaceae. The transcript has a single exon. The record is from RefSeq and is a predicted model, not a curated record.